GGUCUGGUGUUAUCUCGUGGCCAGCCCGCUCACCGGAUUUGAAUCCAUUAGAUUUUUUUUAUUGGGGGGCAGUCAAGGAAAAUGUUUACCUAAAACCGGUAGAAAACAUAAAUCAACUCCGAGAGAGAAUUACAGAGGCAGUCGAAUUUUUUAACAACGGAAGAAUUGCGCGAGACGUAUCACGAACUUUUAUAAAGAGAUGUCGUGCCUGUAUAGCGGCUGAAGGACGGCAAUUUGAACACCUUUUGUAAAAAAAAAACGCAUUAUUAUGACUUUUUUCAUCUUAAUUAACCACUUUCUCAAAAUCAACACUGACGUUAAAAAACGAAUAAAACCUGCAUAAUGUGCGAUAUGACGUGCACCAAAUAAUUGCCUGGUGGGUGCGAGCCUUUAAGGUACACCUAAAGCAUACUAGAAUAAAGGAGAUUUUGGACAAUCUCCUUUAGCUGGCUAUUUUUAAACAGGUUGCUCAACAAAAAUGUAAUUUACCAAUAACUUUAUUUAUAUUUUAGUAAAUGUCUGAUGCUAAUAACUUUGUAUCAAUUAGCACUAUAACAUGCACAUUUAUUUUAGUAUUUGUUAUGAUAACCAAGUCAGUUGGCUUUGAAUUUGACUUCAGUGCUGUCAAUCUGUUGUGUUUUUCGUCAAAAUGACAGAUAUUAUUCGCUUUGUUCUUUUGCAUUGUGAGUGUUGUUUUUCUAAGUCUUAUUGCAAUUACUUCGGUUUUCCGCAAUGGAUUCUGAUUCUUCACUAUUCACGACCCUGGCAGUUUCUUGGACCCUGAAUCUUGUAUUUAUGACGAACCUGGCACAUCUACGGACACUGUACCUCGCCCUAACGAUAACCCCGGCAUUAAUGUGGACCUCGUGAACUUGGAUCCCGUGUUUACUCACGGUGAUAUGUUGACUAGUGAAGAGACAACGCAGCGCUGCGUUAAUUGUGGAAGCGAUUUAUGUCAAAGGAGGCGACAUAUUCUUACACGAACGGAUGUGCGGUUAAUUGUACAACAUUGGGUUGCUCCUCGUUUGGUAAGUUUUAUUACCAUUUCAAUAUCAUUUACAAUAUGUACGCUUAUAAUAUGUAUGUUCUAUGUUUUGAUAUCAAUGUUUUGAUUUGUUUAGAUUGACGACGAUAGUUUAGUUUGCCAUCCUUGUUGGACUGUGGCUAUUCAUUAUUCGAGGACGCAAAUAAUAAACGACAACUAGCAGUGGUCAUCAACGAAUCACCUGUGUCUGCUGUGGAUGCUCUUUGCUACGGACGAGAUCACAUAGGCUGCAUACUGAGACGGAGAGAGAAUCUCGUAUUAGGAAUAUGGUGAUUGAACAGAUAGCUCCUCGUCAAGUAAGUAUUUUAAAUAAUUAUUUAUUGUAUGUAUUGUGUAGUUAAUGUCAAAUCUCAUUGACCUCAUAAGAAGACUUUCUCAGUUCACUUUUGUACUGAUCCUGGUACAUAGCACAAUAAACUUAUUUACAAAAAUAUGGUGUUUUAAUGGACACAACAGUAUGUAUUUAUUAUUUAUUUUGUUUUAGUUGCAUGGAUCUGACCAGAUCUGUCAUAUCUGCUGGCAACGAGUAGAUCGAGCUGCUGUACGUUCCACAGAGGCUGAAAGUCGUGCAUCGGAUAGAUCAACUAUCUUCUUGCCUUUGUACACUAGAGAAUCAAGCAAUCAAAGCUGCUGCCGAAAGGCUAGCUGUUCCUAAAUGGCUAAGGAUAAUGUUAUUCAUAGACUUUAAAUUCUAUGUGCCACAAAGUUGUAGAAUAUGCUCAGUACAUUUGUACAGUAAUGAUUGGGAAGUUCUCACUGAAAUCCAGCCACCCAUUCAUAGUUUUAAUGCAGAUCACAUCCAGGAUUUUGCAUCGUUUGCAGAAGAGUGUCAACUUAUCCUGGAUUUCAAUAAUAUACAUAGAUUCAAUGUCAGAUGAACUUUGCCAUUAUUGGAUUGGAUUGGAUUGGAUUGAGCAAAGAGCAAUUUAGACAACUGUUUUUAAAAUUGCCAGGAAUGCAAAAUAUUCGCUAAAAUAAAGUGGUACUUGGUGCCUAUCUCAUUAAAUUACGAACAGGUGAUAGUGAUCAAAGGAUCUCAACACUUUUGAAUAUACCUCGGACUACAUUAAUGAGGUUAAUGGGUCAAGCUAGACAAAUAAUAAACCGUGUAUUAGUUCCUAACAACUUAGGAAUCAAACCAUAUUACUAGAGCACAAAUAUCAGAAAGGAAUUUGAUAAUACCUAAUGGUUUAUUUGGAGGUGAAAAUAGGCAACCUAUUAUAAUUAGUGAUGGGACAUAUGUGUACAAAAGGCCUCAAAUUAUAUGUACCAAAAAGAUACAUAUUCAUUACACAAGUAUAGGAACUUGAUGAAGCCUUUACUUAUGGUUUGUUGUGAUGGAUACAUUAUAGAUGUAUUAGGCCCCUAUCCAGCUACAACAUCAGUGGGCCUAGACAAGUGGCACAAACGAUAUUAGAAUAGAAUAGAAUAGAAACCUCAAUGUAUGGGAUUAAGAUAGCGUACGCUUUGUAAUUUGAUCUACGAAUAGAAGUUGAGCCAAAUGUCAUUAUAAUCUAUUCCUUCAAACGAAACGCCGGAGAAGUACAUAGUUAGCGAACAAAAACCAAGCCAAAUGGCAGUUUUGACAGUAGAUUUGACUGUUAGCGAACGUCAACUAGGCGUACACCAAACACUUGUAGAUUGCUUGUAGAAAACGCUACAAAAUGGCGGAUUUUUGAUCAGCUGGUGGAAGUGUAUGAUGUUACUGUUUGUUUCUAAAGUAAAAAAAUAUUUUCUAUUAAAAUGCAUCACUUAAGAUUAUUUUGGGCAGCGCAUAACGAAGAAUUAUGGCUCAGGCAACAUCGAAGAAAUGUUUGCAGAAGUAAUUUAGAAAAAAUUAGUGAAAUGCCGGAGGUGUUAUUUAUAGAAAGGUUUCGUUUAGACAAACUUACUUUUAGAAUGCUUUGUCGUGAUUUGCGUCGUCAUACCUCAUUACGAGGAACCAGAGCGAUUCCUUUGGAAAUAAAGGUGCUAUGUACGCUAAGCUACCUAGCUAAUGGGUCGUACCAGAGGCCCGAGGGUGUCAUCCAGCAUUUGCCUCAGCGUACAGCAAGUCGUUGUAUACGACAGGUUGUAGAGGCACUGAAUAGCAACUAUAUGUUGAAGAAUAUUCAGUUUCCUCAAACACAACAAGAAAGGUCAAGGAUAAGACAAGAGUUCCAGAGAAAAUUUAAUUUACCUGGUGUAAUUGGCUGUAUUGACUGUACCCAUAUAGCUAUAGUUAAACCACAUCACGAUGAACACCAAUUUUUUAACAGGAAAGGAUACCAUUCUUUAAAUGUUCAAAUGAUUUGUGACAACAAUUUGAAAAUACUCAAUGUUAAUGCAAAAUAUGGUGGAGCAACACAUGACUCCUUUAUAUGGGCAUCCAGUCAAGUGGAAAGAUACAUGCGUGAACUUCAUCAACGUGGUGAACAGACUUGGCUAUUAGGUGACUCUGGAUACCCUCAAAGAAGCUGGCUAAUGACGCCAGUAUUAAACGCCGCACCUGGUUCUCGAGCAGAGGUAUACACCACACGACAUGUUCAAGCAAGAAAUUGCAUUGAACGUUGUUUUGGUGUACUCAAAGCACGUUGGAGGUGCGUGCUCAAGGAUCGGGUUCUCCAUUAUCAUCCUCACGUUGCAAGCAAGAUUGUAAUGGCGUGUUGUGUCUUGCAUAACAUUGCGUUAAAAGCUCGUUUACCACCACCAGUUGAUACAGAGGAGCAACAUGAUUCUGCUGACAAUGAAGCAUGGCAAGCUGGUCCUGCAUUUCCCAGCAGCCAAGAAGAGCUGAUGCAAGGCAGGACAAUACGAGAUUGCUUAAUAAAUAGACUAUAGGUUACCUUUAUCAUAAAGUAUAUUUAAUAAGCUAUGCCAGUUAUAUUAAAAUGUACAAAUUUUAGUUUUUAAUUUCGAAUAUGUAUAAAUUCUAAUUUUUAAUCUCGUUUUUAUUUAAUUUUAUUUUCAUUGUACUUAAUAAAAAAAUUAUAAUGUGUAU
Messenger RNA from Spodoptera frugiperda (fall armyworm), 4025 nucleotides. RefSeq names its product putative nuclease HARBI1. The coding region runs from base 2789 to 3865 and encodes 358 amino acids. NCBI's taxonomy places the organism in Eukaryota, Metazoa, Arthropoda, Insecta, Lepidoptera, Noctuidae. The transcript has 5 exons. The record is from RefSeq and is a predicted model, not a curated record.